This is a messenger RNA of Paramuricea clavata, 7834 nucleotides long. The record is from the annotation of a GenBank genome assembly. NCBI's taxonomy places the organism in Eukaryota, Metazoa, Cnidaria, Anthozoa, Malacalcyonacea, Plexauridae.
GAGUUAGUAGCCAGAUAUAGAAUAUGGAAUAUGGGCCGUCAACACUUAACAUUAAACCCCAUCUAGAUCCUCAAUUAUCGCAAUGUAUUUUGACAGGUUAUGCCCAGCCACAAGAGACACCAGAACCGCAUUCACGUGUGAAUUUAAAUCAUGAAACGUAUACCAGACCUUUUGUUAAAACAGAUAACGUACCUGGCCCCAAAUCACAGGUAAAUACUACUGAACUCUUCCACUUACUGGAUUGAUUGCCUCACAAAUACGACCUUCAUUCUUUGGAAUACCAUUCCUUAGAUGACAUUUUCCAAACCGCGGGACCGUUAUACGGACGGUUGCAUGUAGGCCCUGAAAUAUAGAAAAUUGUCAAGUUUAAUUCCAACGGAUUAAUCUCAUAGAUAUCUUAUAUACACUAGAUAGUGCAUCUAAUUAUUCUGCAAUUUAAAAAUUGAAGCCGUGAUUGCAGUCUCAUGUCGUUCCCAUGAAAUGAGAAGAUUCGUAUGUUUUCUAUUUCUUAAACAGGGAACUUAAACAUUAAGUUAACCCUGUUCCAAAUACGUUUUUAAACUAUUCAAAUGAUGAAAGUUAUUGUUGUUUUAAAGUGUUUAUUAGCGAGUGGGAACGACCAACAUGGCCGCCAUCUAUUCAAAUGGGGGAAACCGCUGGAAUAUUCUUGGCUUCAAUUUUACUACACGGGUAAAAAUUGAUCAGGUUGUUCGGCGUUGUUAAAACAGGAGUGAACAAUGUUGUGCUGCACCCCGUGAACAAUAUUGUUAACAAGUUGUUCAACCAUCAGUACUGUUGCAAGUUGUUAACAUGAUUGUCAACAAGUUGCAACAAUGUUGAUGGUUCAACAACUUGUUAACAAUAUUGUUCACGGGGGGCAGCACAACAUUGUUCGCUCCUGUUUUGAACAACUUGCAUCAACAUGAUGAUUUUUACGCGUGUAAAAGAGAUGCGCUAUCUAGUGUAUAUAAGAUAUCUAUGAUUAAUCUCAUGAUUUUCUUGUAUCUAAAGAAGGCAUUUUAAGGAUCUUUAGGAGUUUGUAUGUGGUCAUAGUUUUGGGACGUUUUUGGGUUCAAAAUUUGAAACGAUUUUGAAAAAAAUGCAUUGCUAUGUUUUGUAAUAACUAUACCAAUGAUACGAUGCUUGGGAUGUUACUCUGAGUGUAUAUCCACACCGGGCAAGCUUGAAAAAUAUGCCUGGCCACAGUGGGAAUCGAACCUGCAACCUUUGGAAUACUAGCCCAAUGCUCUGCCAACUGAGCUACGCGGUCAGGUCGGUUCGAGUAUGUGAUAUUUCGGAACAGAAUCUAGUUCCUUCGAUAUCAAUGUAAUCUAAUAAUCAUGAUUUUUUCUGUGUUGGUGUAAUGUACUCAGGUGAAUAUGAUUACACUGAUAUCGAAGGAACUAGAUUCUGUUCCGAAAUAUCACAUACUCGAACAGGGCUGACCGCGUAGCUCAGUUGGCAGAGCAUUGGGUUAGUAUUCCAAAGGUCGUAGGUUCGAUUCCCACCGUGAACAGGCAUAUUUUCCAAGCUUGCCCGGUGUGGAUAUACACUCAGAGUAACAUCACAAGCAUCCGGUAUUCACCUGAGUACAUUACACCAACACAGGAAAUACUAAAAUACUGCGUCAAAUAAUAUUUUUCAUCGCUUAUCUCUAACAACUUGUUGUUGAGCUCAAUAAAUAUACGAUCAACCUUUCUCUCUAGAAAUUGCUGGAAGAACUGAAUGAAAUCCAGGUAAAUAUUGCCGCAGAUCUAAUUCCUGCCGCCUGUAGAAUUGCAUUUUUCACAGCUGUUUCCAAAAAUCUUUACAUAUAGUGCAUUCAUUAUCUAUACUGCAUAUAUGUAUGUAUACAUUAACUCUGAGUGCAUAUCCACACCGGACGAGCUUGAAAAAUAUGCCCGGCCACGUAUUCCCACCGUGGCCGGGCAUAUUUUUCAAGCUCGUCCGGUGUGGAUAUGCACUCAGAGUAACAUCGCAAACAUAUUAUUCACCUGAGUACACAACACCAACGGCACAGAAAAAUUCAUACAUUAACUUGUGAUUAUCCAUUCCGAAGUUGAUGAGAGGACUGGGGACGAGUGUUAAAAGUGCCCAAAUUAAGAAAUGAACCAAAUCACUAAAAAGACCACCUCAAAAUUAUUGAAGACGUUUUCGAAUAAUAAGCCUUCGAAAAUCGCGAUAUUUGCUAUGAAAUGUACUGUAAUUUUUGUUUUUGGGGACGCGCGUCCCAAAAACAGUCUUUUAAUCAGUAAUUUCACAAUUUUCGAAAGCUUAUUAUUCGAAGGGUAUUCACGUAAACGUCUUCAAACGUUAUAUACUUACCAAUUUUGAGGUGGUCUUUUUAGUGAUUUGGUUCAUUUCUUAAUUUGGGCACUUUUAACACUCGUCCCCAGUCCACUCAUCAACUUCGGAAUUGCUAAUUAGUUUUUGGCAACUGGACUCUGCAUGUAGUUCAGUGCAAUGCCGCAGGACCGCAAUAUUCCAUAUUGGUUAUUUCGUAAUUUUUUUACAACGGUUGAAAAAAUAUCCGGCCCAGGUAACUAACAUUGAUUUUUAUUCACUGCAUAGACAAACAGUUUGCCGCACUUCUUUUUGGAUUACGAAAACAGUCGGGGGAAUUAUGUCGUCGAUGCGGACGGAAAUAUCCUUUUGGACAUUUUUCAACACAUUGCUGCUUUACCUCUAGGUAAGGACUUUUUAAAAGCCAAGGGAGAGGUUUUUAUUAAACUGUGCAGACCGACUAAAAAGAAAUGACAGAAAGUGCAGUAAAUGGCAUUUCCACUGGCUUGGAUGCACACCAAAAUGGAAGGCUUGAAGUCAAGGCAUAUUUUAAAGAUGUACAAGUGGGGGGCCAUAACUUGGAAAAGGGCCCAUAGAGCGAGCGCCGAAGCGCGAACUUCGGAAUGGCUAAUUGUGCACAUUUUUAUACAUCCUGUAUAACGAUGUUCAUUUUUUCCAAUAGGGUAUAAUCAUCCAGCUUUAAAAGAAGUUUUGACCCGGCCAGAAAACCUAGUAAGUUUAACAUCGUCUAAAUUAGAAACGUUUUUCAAAACGACGAACACAAUUUUUGUACUUAUUGGACGGUUUUCAAUUGUGAUAACAUAUCGAUAUAUAUGCGGAGACCCGCAAAGAAUGCCUGUCAGGGAAGCUAAUCGAUAUAUCGAUGUAUUUUUUUCAGGCCAUAUUGAUCAAUAGACCUGCUAUGAUGUUUUUCCCUCCUACGAAUUUUGCUGAUUUGUUAAAGUCCACUCUUAUGUCUGUAAGUACAGCUUACAUUAAAGUAUACAGUCGAACCCCUAUAAGCGGACACCUCUCUUAAGCGGACACCUCUUUUAAGCGGACACAUAUUUCAGGUCCCAUUCGUUUUCUUUAAUAAAUACCAUUAUCAUAACCCCUAUUAAGCGGACACCCCUCUUUAACGGACGCGGACACCUUACUCGAGGUCCCAAUGGACAAAUCAACCUCUCUUAAGCGGACAGAUGACAGAUUGUCUGAUAAAAUGUAUUCAAUAUUCGAGAGUAAAUAACAAUUGAGAUCAAUUUACAUGGCACAGUGACACACCAACUGGCCGCGAAGACAUCAGAGCAGAGAUUAUUGAGGAAGUGACGAACGAGGACGGAGGACUGUGAACCGCCAGCCGAGGAGCCGAAAAAUAUGUGACAGAUCACUGAUGAUGACAACGAACUGAACGAAGAUGAUGAAUUUGACUGAUCUCUUAACGAAACAGUCAUUAAAUCGUCCUCCGAAGCCCUUAAAGUUGUCGAGCGGCUGGCAGAAUUCGCACAAUUUCGAGGUUUGGAAGAACUUUCCAACGCCAUUUGUAUGUAAAUGACAUUAUAAUGGGCUAUCUUCUGCGUGAACCUUGAAAGCAAUCUUGUAUCGAUUCCUUUUUUAUAUUGACUGUGAGAGACGUAUAUCAUUUUAUGCUAAUUAUUUGCUAGAUAUUUUUUGUUUUGAUACUCAAAUUACACACCUAAUUACACACCUUUGCCUCCUGCUGUGUUUUUCUACAUACCCCUUUUAAGCGGACACCCCUUUUAAGCGGACACUUAGGCAAGAUCCCGAAGGUGUCCGCUAAAUAUGGGUUCGACUGUAUUAUUAUUUAUAUGGGAUAACUCUAUAAGUUGUGUAUAAAUCGUUCUUGCUAGAGGCCUAUUAAAAGUCACAUGCAAUCCCAUGCCAUGGCCCUAGUCAACCCCAAACGGGUGAGUGUGGGGGGAGAGGGACGAAUGUGUGUGUGGGGGGGGGGUGAGGUGGGGGAGGGGUGAGGUGGGGAGUCCCCCAGAAAUUGUUUUCUAUUUUUUAGGUCCGGGAAACGCUAUUUCAUGCAUUUUAGACACGUUUUAUGAUAAUCUGUAAACCACAGAUUUGGUAUAUUUUAUGUCAUAGAUUUAAAGUAUUACGAGGUAACGCCCCUCCCAGUUUCUCCCCAGUUUUUGAAGAAUUACAAAAUUGGUCUUGAAGACAAGUAGGGGUCUGGACCCCCACCCAUCCCCCCUCUCCGUGGCUUAUUCCAUAUACUUGCUCAGGGUUACUACAUGAGGAAACCUAAACUAAAUUACCACCAACAUUGGACAACAAAAGAUUCAAACAACUUACUUCACUGUAAUGUGGAUUUGGUGCUAAUUACCAACACAAACUAAUAUUACUUCAGGUUGCACCGAAAGGUUUAAACAAAGUCACUCCAAUGGGAUGCGGAACAUGUUCAAACGAAAACGCGAUGAAGAGUGCCAUGAUAACAUACAAGGUGGGCUUUUUUUUACUAUUAGCAUUUCUAUAAGUCUAGACAAAAAUUUCAUUACAGCUUGAAAGAGCAUCACAAAAUUAGUAAUAUUCCAAAGUUUCGUUGCGAAAUGUUGUAAAAUGCGGAUAAUAUAGCCUUGCGAAGUUUACCGUUUUUCAGUCAUUUUGUAUUACAAACGGGAAAUUGACAGACCCAAAGGGUAUUGGUCUGUCAAUUUCUCCCGCGUAAUGCAAAAUGACUGAAAAACGGCAAACUUCGCAAGGCUACAUUAUCCGCACUUUACAACAUUUCGAAACGAAACUUUGGAAUAUUACUAAUUUUGUGAUGCUCUUUCAAGCUGUGAUGAAAUUUUUGUCUAGACUUGUUGAGAUCAAAAUUUUGUCUAAUUGUCUAUUACGCAAGUGGUCAAUUACGUACUUAGCCUAUUUUAUUAUUGUAUUAUCUAUUAUAUAAGUAUUAAUUAUAUGUACAUUGUGCAUUAUUUAGUUCACUUUGCCGCUUUUCAGUGACCGAUUACAUCACGCUUAGUAUUACGCUUACUUAUAUUACCUACUGAUAUUUGUCCAUACUCCAUUCAUCAAGGUUUCCACCCACAAAUCUAUUCAACAUAUUGUAACUACCGUACUGUUUUGGAUUGCAGGCCAGAGAAAGAGCAGGGCGUGCUCCAACUGAGGAAGAACUUUCAACGUCUCUUGUUGGACAAGUGAGUGCAUUUCGUCGCUCGGGUCGCGCGCUACCUCCCCCGCGCCUUCCCUCCCCCCAUGGUCGACUUGUGGCAAGUCUAGUGAGUGCACUGCAGGAAUAAUCAAAAUGGUUGGGGGGCAGAUGGUACUGUGGCCCAUAUGCCUCGGGUAUUUCUUCUCAAUCACAUGUGAGAAGAGUAAUCCCAGUUGGAUUCUACCAAUCAAUCCAAUAUAACUGUAGACGGUCUGAUAUUUUUAUCUAUUAAUACUGUAAUACCCAAAUCUUGCUUACCAAGUGCUAACGUUAGAUUGAAAUACUUUUAUGUCAGGCACCCGGUGCUCCAGAAAUAUCAAUCCUCUCAUUCAAAGGUGGAUUCCAUGGACGAUUAUACGGUAAGGCUGUUAGGAGACUACCCUUAUUGGAUCACUACGGAGAACAGUUGGAACGAAUAGAGUUAGGACCGUCGCUAUAAAGGGAGGAGGGGGUGGUGACACCCCAUAGAUAUCUUAUAUACACUAGAUAGCGCAUCUCUUUUAGUAAAAUCGAAGCCAAGAAUAGUCCAGUGGUUACCCCCAUUUAAAUAGAUGGCGGCCAUGUUGAAAUUUCCCACUCGCUAAUAAACGCUUAAAAAACAACAAUAACUUUCAUCAUUUGAAUAGUUCGAAAAUGUAUUUGGAAUAGGUUUAACUUAAUAUUUAAGUUCCCUGUUUAAGAAAUAGAAAACAUACGAGUCUUCUCAUUACAUGGGAAUAUCCUGAGUCUGCAAUCACGGCUUCAAUUUUUGAAUUGCAGAAUAAUUAGAUGCACUAUCUAGUGUAUAUAAGAUAUCUAUGUGUCACCCCCCUGAAAACAACUUGUCGGCAAAAUAACGGAUUCAUCGGCAAAUUGUUUUCGUAGUCAGCAAAAAUAUUUGAGUGGCUUGGAUUAAAAAGUAAUUGCUAUGUUAUAGCAAAAAUUUUGAUAAAUUUACGAAAAUGUUACGGAAACAUUUAACAAAUUACGGUGCAUUAAUUUGAAAGUUAGUAAAAAAUGGUAUGUCUGGAAAUGAAAAGAUAAAAAUUUCGUCCAUAGCUGGAAGCACCCAUUAUAGGGACUGAAAUGUUGUCGGCAAAUACGAUACUACAUCCCCCAACCUUAGCCUCUUUGCUACGGCCCUGGAAAUAUAGAGCUAUUCAGUAUGAACUAACUGCACCUCUAGAGGGAACAGUUCAGAACUGAUAGAAGUAACGAGCAUAUAUAAAACUUUUUUAGACCUGACCGGGGGCAGUUGCAAAAAAUCUGUGUGUGUCCAUCAAUUCUCGUCUCGUGUGUCUAAAUUUCUGUGUGUGUCCAUCAAUUCUAGGAACACUAUCGGUGACGUAUUCCCACCCAAUGCAAAAGUUGGAUAUCCCUACAUUUGAUUGGCCGAAAGCAGAUUUUCCAGAACUUAAAUACCCGUUACAUGAACACCAACGUGAAAACGAGGCCGAGGAAACAAGAUGUCUUGCCAUGGUAAGUCCGAGAAAACGUUGGUACAGGGUGUCCACCCUUUUGGUGAGGAUGAAAUUCAAGGACUUUUCCAGGACUUUCAAGGCCCUUUUUCAGUAAAUUCAAGGACAUAGAACUGGGAAUAAUCUUUGAAAAUGGCACGGAUUUUAGACUUUAACCAGCAAAUAAUUCACUUUAUUCAGUAAUUUUAAUCAAAAUCACCAAUGUUGGCACAGCUGGAGGUUAAGGAAUUAAUUCCAGGACUUUCAAGGACUUCUACUGAUUUUCGAGGACUUUCCAGUCCUGGAAAUUUUGUUUUCCAAUUCAAGGACUUUCCAGGAUUUUCAAGUUUAUAUAAUAAUUCGUCUGUGUAUUUUUUACCACUGAGUUCGAAAUAUUUAUUGGACGAAAUAUGAGGACCAUUGCAUGUCCAAUAUAUUAGCCAGCUGCUUUGGAUGGUUUACAGGUGGUAGAUUGGGAUACACUCUAGUAAUGGCUAUAUGGUGCAAGUUGAUCGCUUAGCUUCGUCUUUUCUAAAUCUUAAUUGUUCAUUUUUAAGGUGGAAGAGAUAUUCCAUGAACAGAAAAAACAGAAACCAAUAGCUGCUGUGAUAAUAGAACCCAUACUUGCAGAGGGAGGUAAGAAGUCAUGCUUCAGUUCUGCGUAUAGAAAAGUGUAGUUAAAAUAACCAAUGGCAGGGCUCUUUGCCCUGGCCUCCCCUGCUUGAUUACGUUUGACGCACAGAAUAGAGAUAUACACAGCUUUGCGAUUGCGAAAAUGGCAUUCGUAUAACCGUCCCCUGGAAUGCUAAGUUGUAGCCUGGUUGUAGUCUGGUGCAUAAAAAUUGAAAACCUACAAUCUUUUAUGUCUUAUUUCAAAGGUGAUUGUCAUGCAUCUCCAGAUUUCUUCAAUAAACUACGCAAUAUUGUUGCAAAA